AUGGAGUGCACAAAAAGUGGAGAAGACGCAGAGGGGGAGGACAGGAACCAAGGGGUAGUCCACCUGAAGCAGUGGAUGUCCUCCCUGUCUGAGCGGAAAAAGGGGAAAGAGUCAAUCUUGUGCAUUCACGGGAUACGCAACACAACAGGGGGUGAGGGGCUUAGUGGACAGGACCCACAAAAAUGUGAAAAUAAUUUCCCCCCCUGUCAAGCGAAGGGGAUCAUAUAUGAACGGCUGUGUUUAGGAGUUCGCUACCUCGAAAUGGUUGUUCUCCAAGAGUGCAAAACAGAGGAAGGAAAAAGUGAUCUGUAUUUCGCAUGUGGAGAUGGCUGCAUAUACAGCGCUAGUGACCUCCUGGAAGAAGUGGCCAUUUUUCUUUUAGGCAAUAAGAGGGAGAGAGUGGUCCUCUCAUUUUUACUGCGCGGAGGGGGAGAUGCACAGGGGGGGCAUCACGAAGAUGGCGAUAAGGAAGACGAUCAAAAGGAAGAUGACGAUAACAACGAAGACGAAAAUGACGAUAACGCCACCCAACUGCUAGACCUGUACAUGUAUCUGUACCUCCGCCGGGAGAUCAAGCACGAAGAACGGGACCAAAAAUAUCGAGUGCUCUACUUCCUUAACGAAAGGGAAAGACUUCUCAAUUUGGGAAAGUACCAGUUCGACAUUGACCACUUCGCAAUUCGCAACUGGGUUUUUAAUAACAUGUCUUUGCUGCUCCCGUCGAAGAUCGUCCACAGCGGGGGAGAAGAAGAGGAAGAAAAAAGCCCCGACGAAGGAGAAACUUCUCCACGCGAAGGAGAGGCCAGUUUAUGCCCCCCUCGGCAGCAGUGGAGAGUGUGCCCGGAGGACGAAGAAAAGGCGGGAAACGCACUAAACGCACUGACGCCAUUGUGUAUGGAUCCCCAAAGAGAGAACACCACUUUGUUAAGCCUCCCGCAGCAGCAUCACAUGUCUCUGUUCAGAUUAAAUUCGAUGCAGAAUGAGCAAGUGCCAAUUCUGUCUUCCAAAAUUUGCCUAAAGAGGAAAUUACCCAACAUCCUUAUAACCACACAGGGUCUUCACGACUUGGCCGACUCAGAAGAGAGGGAUUCGCUCCUUCCCAGUGAGACUUCCUAUCGAAGAAGCAAUACGAGGAGGUACUGCAUCGAGUGGGAAAGGGACCACCACAGUGAUGGUACUCUCUAUUCAGUGGACACAUAUGAUGCUAAUUUAAAUUGGAGCGGAAAAUUCAUUGGCUCCAACAACCUGCCCUUAAUGGAGUACGUCAUUGAUGUACCCAGAGAGCAUAAACUAGUGAGCUCUCCUUUUACAUUUUUAAAUAAAAAGUUGGUACCCCUCUGCCAAGAGGGAGAGUGGCUUAUAAGGGAAUAUGCCCGCGGGGUGGACACUAACAAUAGUUACUAUGUGAUCAAAACGGGAAGGGACAGGCUCAGGAAGCGAACGGUAGAGCGCUUCUUGGCUCACCUUGCAGAUCAAUUCAGUGCUGACAGGGGACCCUGCUGGAUAUGUAUCCUCACGAAGGAUUUCUCUAUACGGGAUGUUUCCGACGUCAUUUGUCUGAAUUUUUUCUCCUCUGGUGAGGGAGUCAACUCAGUUCAGCAUUCUGCGAAGUGA
This is a messenger RNA of Plasmodium inui San Antonio 1, 1614 nucleotides long. RefSeq lists its product as hypothetical. Lineage: Eukaryota; Apicomplexa; Aconoidasida; Haemosporida; Plasmodiidae. The transcript has a single exon. The coding region runs from base 1 to 1614 and encodes 537 amino acids. Gene Ontology annotation, biological process: lipid metabolic process. The record is from RefSeq and is a predicted model, not a curated record. Gene Ontology annotation, molecular function: phosphoric diester hydrolase activity.